UCUCCUCCUCCUCCUCCUCCUUCCCGGGCCAGCGGCUGAGGCAGCGCUGCCCGCUCCCGGCCCCGCGCCCGGCCCGCCGCUCUCCUGCCUCGUCGCCUCCUCGGCCCCGGCAGGGGCAGCCCGGGGGCGCCGCGGGAGCCCGAGCGCAGCGCGGCGCCUCCAUGAGCUCCUGAGCUCCCACCCUGCCCCGUCCUCCCCGCGGCAGCGGCUCCAGGUGCGCGGGUCCGAGCAGAGCCGGGACGCAGCUGGCUGCAAUGGCGUCCAACAUGGACCGAGAAAUGAUACUGGCUGAUUUCCAGGCAUGUACUGGUAUUGAAAAUAUUGAUGAAGCUAUAACGUUGCUUGAACAAAAUAACUGGGAUUUAGUGGCAGCUAUAAAUGGUGUUAUACCACAAGAAAAUGGCAUUCUACAAAGUGAGUACGGUGUAGAGACUUUGCACGGACCAGCGUAUGGCCCCAGCAGUCACUCUGCUGCAGCUUCCUCAGCUCCUUCCUCCUCCUCAGCAUUUCGCCAUGUAGUGCCAUCUAGACAAAUAGUGGAAAGACAGCCUCGAAUGCUUGACUUCAGGGUUGAGUACAGAGACAGAAAUGUGGAUGUAGUACUUGAAGACAGCUCUACAGUUGGAGAUAUCAAACAUAUUCUAGAAAAUGAACUUCAGGUUCCUGCAUCUAAAAUGCUGUUGAAAGGGUGGAAGACUGGAGAUGUAGAUGAUAGUACUGUUUUAAAAAGUCUACACUUGCCAAAAAAUAAUAGUCUUUAUGUUCUAACACCUGACCUGCCUCCGCCUUCUUCAAGUCAUUCUGGGGCCCUGCAGGAGUCAUUAAAUCAAAACUUCAUGCUGAUUGUCACCCAUCGAGAAGUCCAGCGGGAGUACAACCUCAACUUCUCAGGAAGCAGUACCAUUCAGGAGGUGAAGCGGAAUGUGUAUGACCUGACCAGUAUCCCUGUCCGUCACCAGCUGUGGGAGGGCUGGCCUUCUUCUGCCACAGAUGACUCGAUGACUUUAGCUGUGUCGGGAGUGACUUUUCCUUGCCAUCGACUCACAGUUGGAAGAAGAUCCUCACCUGUACAAACAAGGGAGCAGUCAGAGGAGCAAUGCACUGAUGUUCAUAUGGUUAGUGAUAGUGAUGGAGAUGACUUUGAAGAUGCUACUGAGUUUGGAGUUGAUGAUGGAGAAAUGUUUGGAGUAGCUUCAUCUGCCUUGAGGAAAUCGCCAAUGAUGCCAGAAAAUGCUGAAAAUGAAGGAGAUGCCUUAUUACAAUUUACAGCAGAGUUUUCUUCAAGAUAUGGUGACUGCCAUCCUGUUUAUUUUAUUGGCUCAUUAGAGGCUGCUUUUCAGGAAGCCUUCUAUGGGAAAGCAAGAGAUAGAAAGCUUCUUGCUAUCUACCUCCACCAUGAUGAAAGUGUACUAACCAACGUCUUCUGCUCACAAAUGCUUUGUGCUGAAUCCAUUGUCUCCUACCUGAGUCAGAACUUCAUAACCUGGGCAUGGGACAUGACAAAAGAAGCAAACAGAGCAAGGUUUCUGACGAUGUGCACUAGACAUUUUGGGAGUGUUGUAGCCCAAACCAUUCGAACUCAGAAGACAGACCAGUUUCCACUUUUCCUUAUUAUUAUGGGAAAACGUUCAUCUAAUGAAGUGUUGAAUGUAAUACAAGGUAACACAACAGUGGAUGAGCUAAUGAUGAGGCUGAUGGCUGCAAUGGAGAUCUUCAGUGCCCAGCAGCAGGAAGACAUAAAGGAUGAGGAUGAACGUGAAGCCAGAGAAAACGUGAAGAGAGAGCAGGACGAAGCGUACCGCAUCUCGCUGGAGGCUGACAGAGCCAAGAGGGAAGCACAAGAGAGAGAAAUGGCAGAGCAGUUUCGCUUGGAACAGAUCCGGAAAGAACAGGAGGAGGAACGUGAGGCCAUCAGGCUGUCUCUGGAGCAGUCCUUGCCCCCCGAGCCGAAGGAGGAGAGCACUGAGUCUGUCAGCAAACUCCGCAUCCGGACGCCCAGCGGAGAAUUCUUUGAGCGGCGUUUCCUGGCCAGCAGCAAGCUGCAGGUUGUCUUUGAUUUUGUAGCUUCCAAGGGGUAUCCUUGGGAGGAGUACAAGCUGCUGGGCACCUUUCCGAGGAGAGAUGUGACCCAGCUGGAUCCAAAUAAAUCAUUACUGGAGGUAAAACUGUAUCCUCAAGAAACCCUUUUCCUAGAGGCAAAAGAAUAGAUCAAGCAAGAUUGUAGGACUAAUCAUCCUUUGAUAAGCCAGAGGCACAGCAUCGAGAGGAAGACUUCUCUGAGCACCACCUUGUGCUGACAUCCAGCUCAAUUCCAUGUCACAAGUUUGCCUCUUGCAAGAAUCCUGAAAAAUUGAAAAAACAAACAUAGCUACUUAAAGUUUCACAUACAUGAGUAUAUGUUUCCAACCUCAUUUAAAUGAGCAGAGGAUAAAGUUCUGCUAUGAACACUGAACAUUAUGAUUCUGUUGCUCACUUAUCAUCCAGCUUUUGUUAUAAUUAAUGCACUGUUAAAAUGUGAGUGAUUGUUAAGUAGAAUUUUUACUCCUCAAAUGCCCCUUUUUCACCAAGAAAUCUUGGACAUUUCUGCCUGUACUUUUGACACUAGAAUGCUGUAUAUUUGAUAUCUCACUGAGCCAGUGCUCUCAUAUAUAUGCAUUUUAUUUCUGUGUUUGAAUUUCUACUUUGUCAACUAACUUAAAAAGGCAGAAAAAAAUUAAUGGGACAUUCUCAGCCAUGGAAAUUUAACAGUAUUAUAGUAGAAAGCAUAUAAUUUUUGUUAGUACUUUCUGACUUCUUUGAUAAGAUGUAAGGUUUUGUUUGGAGAAUAUAGUUUGACAUAUAUGCGAGAUAUUUAUUUACUGGUUCUGCUUUGGGUCUCAGUUCCAAUUCAGUUUAGGAAGUAUUUUCCAUUACAUUGCAGUGUGAAACUGCUUAUUGCAUGAUGUGAAUAUUUAAAUAACAUUAGACAUGGCCAGUACCAGAAACCUGGUAUCUUGCCAACACUUCAGGAAUCAGCUGAUAUUGAAUAUCAGCUGUUAAAAACCUUUCAAAUACCAGAUACAAAAGUUCUUUAUUUCUCCUUGUGAAAGAAAGGGCAGUUCCCAUUCUAGCAGUUUUUCUUCAUUCUGGCACUUGCUUGUCUCCUAUUACUCUGCUGGUUUAAAGCACCUUGUUUGGUUCAUCAAACAAUGGGUAUUUUAAGGGGUGGUGUAAUAAGAAAUCUGCCUUAUUGUUGCACACUUUGGACAUAUUAACAAUGCAUUAUUGAUCCCAUCUCAAAUUAAAGAAAUCGUAGUUCUCUUGUCUGAAAUGUAUGCACCAGCUACCUGCUACCUGACAUGGAAAAAUCUGGUACUCUAAAUUUCUCAACCAUAGAAAGAGCAUACUGAGGCUAAGACCAUAACGUGCAGUUGAUGCCAAACCUGCAUCAAAACUGGUUUGUUUGGGGGUUUUUCUUAUCUUUUUUUUUUCUUUUUUUUCCUUUUUAUUUUUUCCCUUUCUUUCCCCCCCUCUUUUUUUUUU
Messenger RNA from Passer montanus (Eurasian tree sparrow), 3522 nucleotides. RefSeq names its product Fas associated factor 1 (gene FAF1). Gene Ontology annotation, molecular function: NF-kappaB binding; ubiquitin binding. Gene Ontology annotation, cellular component: nucleus; endoplasmic reticulum. NCBI's taxonomy places the organism in Eukaryota, Metazoa, Chordata, Aves, Passeriformes, Passeridae. Bases 255 to 2207 code for a protein of 650 amino acids. The record is from RefSeq and is a predicted model, not a curated record. The transcript is spliced from 19 exons.